AUGCCAAAGCUUGCCCCACGUGUUGACGCGCGCGCGGACGCAACGCGCGCGGACGCGCUGACGCUUGCCGUCGAUCUGCACCCCCCCGGCCCUCACCGUCGCAAGUUGGGCGACAGCGCGGCCGUCGGUCAGCUCGGCACGCUGGUGUCCGGGCUGCCGAGCAGCGCCGCGCUGGCGCUGCCGGACUCGGAGGCGCGCCGCCUGCUCACGCUGCCCGGGAUGCAGGACCCCGCCGUCGGCAGCGCCAUGCCGCCCUCGGUCGCCGCCGCCAUCGUGGAGAAGGCGGUGAGGGCCUCGGCAGACCCGGUGGUGCUUGUGCAGGACACGCCGGGCUGGCUGGUGUGGGCCCUGCCCCUCGACACGAUCCGGGCCCUGCCCUCGUCCGUGCCCCUGGGUCAGAUCAACUCGAAGGAGUGGACGGAGACACAGUCGAUGAUUAUUUUUAAAAGUAUGAAACGAGGCUACACGUGGACUGAGACCGGAAGGCAGUUCGGUAGCCUCCUGAGGGGCUUCACGUGCAAUCAGCUGUCCGGGCAGGUGGACGCGCGCGACUUCGCCAUCGCUGCCAACGGCAGCGAGGGUCACAUGACCCGCUCCCAGCUCAAGUGCAUGGCGGAGGCGGUGGCGCCGGGCCCGGGGACACUGAGCGAGACCGACGCCCUGCUGAUGCCCGGCGGCGUCCUCGCCUACAUCGAGCCGGACGAGAUGAAGAGGAUGCCUCAGUGCCGGGAGGUGCUGAGACGCGUGGGGGCCUCAAACCCCGAGACCUUCCCUCCCAACCACAGUCGCCCAAAACGGCUCCUCAACGCCACCUUGCACUGCCUCGGCAGGAGCGAGGCUCUGAGGGCGGAGGACGUGGCCGUGCUGGGCUGGAUGUCGUGCGGCCUCUCGGUGUCUCAGCUUCAGGGCGCCGACUCGUCCGUGCUGGAGGGAGUGAGCGCAUGCGGCCACUAUUCGAGCGAGCAAGUCGUCGCGCUCCCGCCGCUCCUCACGCGGCGCUACGGGUACGCGAUCGGGUGGAGCGGGAAGACUGUGAAGGGCCUGAGCGACCUCCUCACCGUCCUCAAGAUGAGCAUGCUCGACUCGGUGCCCACGGACGUGAUACGGGAGGGAACCCAAGACCUGCUGCUCAGGGACGUGCAGGAGAAACGCUUGAAAACCCAGGUGCGGCUGCGCAGGGGGCGCAGCGUGGAGGACCUGGGGGUCCGCCUCGUCAAGAGGCCCAUCAAAGCCAGAGGUGAGCGACCCUUCCGCCACAUUUCAGCCUGCUGGGCUCUCGAUCGUGCUGGUGCCUUCACCGACGAUGAGCCCCCGCGCACCUGCAUCGUCCGUCGUCGUAAACAUCAGCAGGAUCUUUUCAGGGCAAUCAAGCAUCUCCCGUGCUCGUCACGGCUCAUGCGCCCUCUUCGACGCGCCGCGUGCACGGACACGCCGUACACGCGCGCCGACCUCGUGGAUCUGGGUUACGGGCUGCCCUGGCUGCCGCUCACCGACCUCGUCGACUGCAUCAUGCCAGCCACCAUCGCCGACACCCUGGACAUGCUGGGCGCCGCCGACUUCUCCGCCGACAAGCUCCAGGCCCUCAAGACGGCCCUGGGGGCGCCCAGCACCAACGUGGACGCCGUGGGGCUGCGCCGCUUGGCCCUGGCGCUGAACUCUAGCGAGCUGCGGGCCCUCGACCUCACCCAGCUCGACCUCGUGUCUGUGCUCGCCACCAUCCCCGGCUGGAGCCAGGGCCAGCUGGCGGUCGUGGCCGAGGGUUUCCUGGCUGGACGCCCAGUGUCCUCGCUCACUGCCCACGAGAUCUCCUCCCUGGGGAUAUUCUUGGCAGGAAUUCCGGACCUCUCGGGCAUCAAACAAGACGCCUACAAGCUGGCGGCGGAGAGCGUGGGCAACGUGGACACCUUCAGCCCCGCGCAGUUGCAGGCCCUCUUCUCCGUGGCGAAAACCGUCUGGGGCUCGAACCUCACGGCUUGGACCCCCGAAACGAUCAACCAGGCCGGAUGCCUGCUCGCUGCAGCAUCUGUGGACGAGUGGAAUUCCCUGCAAAGCGAUGUAGUCGGCGUCAUCAAACCUGUGGUCCUCCUCCUCACCCCGCCGAGCACGCUCGUGGUGGGAUACGCGCUCACGCUCGCACGCUCACGCUCGCACGCUCACCAUCACGCGCUCACGCUCGCACGCUCACGCUCGCACGCUCACCAUCGCACGCUCACCAUUGCACUCAGCCCGGCCGUGCUGUCAUCUCUGCGCGUGGAGAGCGUCGCCACCAUCACGGACGAGCUGCUUAAACUACUCAAUCAGUCGCAGCUCAACUCAGUCUCAAGAAUGGAGACAGACCACGUUCUUGAUGUAGAGGAUGAGGUCGAGGAUGCCAGCAACGGUAUUUCCGGGGUCGCCGCGAACAGCAAUCGAAAGAGGCAGCGGGGGGCGUUCCCGUGGGAGCACACGCACGACUGGAUGGAGGGUGAUCCCCGUGUGCAGCAAGCAAAACGGCAGUGCGUGCACUGCUGCGAGUGGUUUUCCUCCCACACGAACGCGUCGGGGUGCAAAGCCCACCUCAAGAAGCACAAAAUGCUCGCCCCAGGCAGCGAGGUCGGGACGUCGGCGUAG
This is a messenger RNA of Petromyzon marinus (sea lamprey), 2610 nucleotides long. The record is from RefSeq and is a predicted model, not a curated record. Lineage: Eukaryota; Metazoa; Chordata; Hyperoartia; Petromyzontiformes; Petromyzontidae.